AUGUUUUCCCCAGGUGUGCUGUUCAGAACGGUGUCUCCCCAGGUGUGCUGUCAGAACGGUGUUUCCCCAGGUGUGCUGUUCAGAACGGUGUCUCCCCAGGUGUGCUGUUCAGAACAGUGUCUUCCCCAGGUGUGCUGUCAGAACGGUGUCUUCCCUAGGUGUGCUGUUCAGAACGGUGUCUUCCCCAGGUGUGCUGUUCAGAACGGUGUCUUCCCCAGGUGUGCUGUCAGAACGGUGUCUUCCCCAGGUGUGCUGUCAGAACGGUGUCUUCCCCAGGUGUGCUGUCAGAACAGUGUCUUCCCCAGGUGUGCUGUCAGAACGGUGUCUUCCCAGGUGUGCUGUCAGAACGGUGUCUUCCCCAGGUGUGCUGUCAGAACGGUGUCUUCCCAGGUGUGCUGUCAGAACGGUGUCUUCCCCAGGUGUGCUGUUCAGAACGGUGUCUUCCCAGGUGUGCUGUCAGAACGGUGUCUUCCCCAGGUGUGCUGUCAGAACGGUGUCUUCCCCAGGUGUGCUGUCAGAACGGUGUCUUCCCCAGGUGUGCUGUCAGAACGGUGUCUUCCCCAGGUGUGCUGUCAGAACGGUGUCUUCCCCAGGUGUGCUGUCAGAACGGUGUCUUCCCCAGGUGUGCUGUUCAGAACGGUGUCUUCCCCAGGUGUGCUGUCAGAACGGUGUCUUCCCCAGGUGUGCUGUCAGAACGGUGUCUUCCCCAGGUGUGCUGUUCAGAACGGUGUCUUCCCCAGGUGUGCUGUUCAGAACGGUGUCUUCCCCAGGUGUGCUGUUCAGAACGGUGUCUUCCCCAGGUGUGCUGUCAGAACGGUGUCUUCCCCAGGUGUGCUGUCAGAACGGUGUCUUCCCCAGGUGUGCUGUCAGAACGGUGUCUUCCCCAGGUGUGCUGUCAGAACGGUGUCUUCCCCAGGUGUGCUGUCAGAACGGUGUCUUCCCCAGGUGUGCUGUCAGAACGGUGUCUUCCCCAGGGGGGACGACAGCUAG
Messenger RNA from Oncorhynchus kisutch (coho salmon), 990 nucleotides. Its product is annotated as keratin-associated protein 4-11-like. Lineage: Eukaryota; Metazoa; Chordata; Actinopteri; Salmoniformes; Salmonidae. Bases 1 to 990 code for a protein of 329 amino acids. The transcript is spliced from 7 exons. The record is from RefSeq and is a predicted model, not a curated record.